Molecule: messenger RNA, 1836 nt
Organism: Loxodonta africana (African savanna elephant)
Lineage: Eukaryota; Metazoa; Chordata; Mammalia; Proboscidea; Elephantidae
Gene: ZNF285
Product: zinc finger protein 285
Biological process (GO): regulation of DNA-templated transcription
Source: RefSeq, a predicted model, not a curated record
AUGGCUGGUUCUCCAAGUGUUGGAAAAACUGCCACACGGAUUCAGCUAUUGCUGUGGAAAGGAGCUGCUGCUGUCGGGGAAGCAGUGACAUUCAAGGAUGUGGCUGUGGUCUUUACUGAAGAGGAGCUGGCAGUACUGGACAAGACCCAGAUGAGCCUGUACCGAAAUGUGAUGCUGGAGAACUUCAGGAACCUCGUCUCAGUGGGAGACAGAAUUAAAAGCAACGUUUCAAAUCUUCAGGAGAAAGGAUUGAGUUACCUCUCACAAGAAGUGCUCUACUGCUGGCAGAUUUGGAAACAAAGACUCAGUGACUUAACUGAGAAUAAGGAUUAUGUCAUAAAUCGUCAAGGAGUUUGUCCCCAACUUUUAGAAAAAGGUGUCUCCUUCUGUGAAGAAUGGGCAAGAGUGUUUCUUCAGAUUUUGGAAAAUGAAACUGUGGUAAAUGCAAUUAAUUUAGAAAACCCAUCAGCUUGGAAAGGGCUGACACAGGUUCUGACCUCAGAAUCUUGGAGAAAAACCAGCAUCAUGACUGAGCCCCAGAAUUCUCAGGGAAGGUGUAAGGAAAUUCAUGUGGAAAAGAAAGUGUAUGGAUGUGAUCAGUGUGAUGAGAGCUUCGAUUGGACCUCACGUGGUCGUGAUAAUUCCCAAGAAUGUAAAGGAGUGGAAUGUUGUAGAUGCAACAACUGUGGGAAAAAGUUGGUUAUGAAAACAGUUGGACAGUAUAAGGUAGUCCAUACAGUACCAAAACCUUUCAAAUGUAAUCACUGUGGCUUCACAGAUGAUUUAAAUCCUCACACUCAUCACAGCACUCGCAUAGGAGAAAAAUCUUAUAAAUGUGACCAGUGUGGACAGGACUUUAGUCCGAGCUCAGAUCUUGUUCCUGAUAAAACCCAUUCAGGUGAGAAACCUUAUAAAUGUCACGAGUGGGCCAAGGGCUACAAACAGAGCUCAUACGUUUUCAGACAUCCAAAAGUCCCCUCAGGAGACAAAUCCUAUAAAUGUGAUGAGUGUGGUAAGGGCUUUAGGCAGACCUCCUCUCUGCACAACCAUCACCGAAUUCAUGCAGGAGAGAUGCCCUACAAAUGUGAUGUGUGUGAUAAGGGGUUCGGACUCAGGUCAUUGCUUUGUAUUCAUCCGGGAGUGCACACAGGAAAAAAACCCUAUAAAGGUGAAGAGUGUGGGAAGGCCUUUGAUCAGAGCUCUAAUCUUCUUGUCCAUCAGCGGGUACACACAGAUGAGAAACCCUACAAAUGCAGUGAGUGUGGUAAGUGCUUUAGUUCCAGCUCCGUUCUUCAAGUCCACCAGCGGCUGCACACGGGAGAGAAGCCGUAUAGGUGUAAUGAGUGUGGAAAGACCUUCAGCCAAAGCACACACCUUCAUAUCCACCAGAGGGUCCACACAGGAGAGAAACCCUACAAAUGCAACGUGUGCGGCAAGGGCUUUGCAUACAGUUCAGUUCUUCACACUCAUCAGAGAGUUCACACUGGAGAGAAACCUUACAGAUGCGACGUGUGUGGAGAGGGCUUCAGUUAUAGCUCAUAUUUUCAUUUGCAUCAAAGAGAUCACACAGGAGAGAAACCCUAUAAAUGUGACGAGUGUGGUAAAGGCUUCAGCCGGAAUUCAGAUCUUCAUGUUCAUCUCAGAGUCCACACAGGAGAGAGGCCCUAGAAGUGUAAAGAAUGUAGUAAGGGCUUCAGUCGCAACUCAUAUCUUCUUGCUCAUCAGAGGGUGCAUAUAGGCGAGACACAAUAUACAUGUCAUGAGUGUGGCGAGGGUUUUAGUUAUAUCUCAGACCUGCUUACUCAUCAAAGACUGCAUACAAGGACAGAAGCAUGA